This is a messenger RNA of Chenopodium quinoa (quinoa), 2905 nucleotides long. RefSeq names its product DELLA protein GAI-like. Gene Ontology annotation, biological process: hyperosmotic salinity response; response to ethylene; response to abscisic acid. Lineage: Eukaryota; Viridiplantae; Streptophyta; Magnoliopsida; Caryophyllales; Amaranthaceae. Gene Ontology annotation, cellular component: nucleus. The coding region runs from base 535 to 2388 and encodes 617 amino acids. Gene Ontology annotation, molecular function: sequence-specific DNA binding; DNA-binding transcription factor activity. The record is from RefSeq and is a predicted model, not a curated record. The transcript has a single exon.
AAAGUGAGUUAGAAAAAAGAAAGAAUUAUUGAUCUUUUAGACCAACACAUUAAAAUAAAAUAAAAAUUCCAAUGUUUAUCCUCUUGAAGCCAGGCCAGCUGUCUCAUUCCUUGGUCCUCGCGCCCCCAUCACGAGCGUCCCUCAUAAUUCAUCUCUCAAACACAUUCUCUCUCCUCAUCUUUCUCUCUCCUCUCUCCCCUCUCUCAUCCACAAACCCAACGUUUUGCAGCUGCUGCUGCUCCUGCAGUUGUUGUUGUUGUUGUAGUCCCACCCUUCCCUCCUGUUAUACCCCCCUCACCCCUUCGCCGCCCAAGAUUCUCUUUCCCCCUUUUCCCAAAAAUACAUUUCUUUUUCUUAUUUUUAUUUAAUUAUAUGAUAUUAUUCCUCAAUAUUAGACUCCCAUAAAUUUUAGGUGUAAAAGCAAGAGAGAGAAAAUUACAUAAAAAAUAUCAUUUCUCAUUCUCAUUCUCAAUCUCAAUCCCAAAUUUGUGAGACCACACAAAAUCAACCUGAAAAAUAAAAUAAAAAAAAAUCAUGAAGAGGGAACUCCCCUUUACGAAUCCAGAACCUUCUACCGGCGGUAAACCGCCGGUUUCUGGAAAGUCAAAGAUGUGGGAAGAUCAAAACGACGCCGGAGUUGAUGAGUUGCUUGCCGUUUUGGGGUAUAAGGUCAGGUCAUCAGAUAUGGCGGAAGUUGCUCAGAAACUUGAACAGCUUGAACAAGCUAUGGGAAAUGUUCGAGAAGAUGGUCUUUCUCAAUUAGCUUCUGAAACUGUUCAUUAUAAUCCUUCAGAUCUGUCUACUUGGCUUGAAUCUAUGCUUUCUGAGUUUAAUCCAUCUACUACUUUUGAUGAUGAUUCGUCAAGUCAGAUUCUAUUACCUUCUCCGAUUGGGUCGGUUGUAGAUCCGAUUGUUAACCCGACUCCUCAGAGUUCGGUCCGGUUCAGUUCCGACCCGUAUUCGGAUUAUGAUCUCAAAGCUAUUCCAGGUAAAGCUAUUUUGACUCCACCUUCGCCGUCUACUUCAUCAGCUUUACUUGUCAAUAACAAUAAUAAUAAUAACAAUAAUAGUAGUAGUUGUAAUAGUAUGGUUAGUAAUACUACAAGCAGCUCAAGUUCAAGAGAGGCUAAGAGGUUGAAGGCCUCUAAUUAUACGGCUGCUAGUGCAACCGCUACUGCAACCGUCUCGAACCCGUCCUCAUCGAAGUUAACCGCCAAUUCAGCCGUGUCAAGGCCGGUUGUGGUUGUUGAUUCGCAGGAGAAUGGUGUUAGAUUGGUGCAUACUUUGAUGGCUUGUGCUGAGGCAAUUGAGCAACAGAAUAUGGGAUUAGCUGAAGCGCUGCUAAAACAAAUCGGGUUUUUAGCGGCGUCUCAAGUUGGAUCUAUGAGAAAGGUUGCCACUUAUUUUGCUGAGGCUCUUGCAAGGAGGGUGUAUAAAUUAUGCCCAGAUGUUCCAUAUGAUGGCAAUUUAUCAGAUAUGUUGCAGAUGCACUUUUACGAGACUUGCCCCUAUCUCAAAUUCGCUCAUUUCACGGCGAAUCAGGCGAUUUUGGAGGCUUUUAGUGGCAAAAAGAAGGUUCAUGUUAUUGAUUUCAGUAUGAAAGAAGGGAUGCAAUGGCCAGCUUUGAUGCAAGCGUUGGCGCUUCGCCCUGAAGGCCCGCCGGCUUUUCGAUUAACCGGGAUUGGACCACCAGCACCGGAUAAUUCGGACAGAUUGCAAGAAGUUGGUUGGAAAUUAGCUCAAUUUGCAGAUUCAAUCCAAAUCCAAUUCGAAUACCGUGGGUUUGUGGCCAAUAGCUUGACCGAUUUGGAAUCAGCCCUGCUUGAUCUAAGACCCGAAACCGAAGUUGUCGCGGUUAAUUCAGUUUUCGAGCUGCAUCGUUUGCUAGCUCGCCCCGGCGCAGCCGAAAAGGUGAUGGGUUUAAUGAAGGAGGUGAACCCAGUCAUAGUAACAGUAGUCGAGCAAGAGGCGAAUCACAACGGGUCGGCUUUCCUAGAUCGGUUCAACGAAUCACUCCACUACUACUCAACCCUGUUCGACUCCUUAGAGAGCUGCGUAGACAGCCAGGAUAAGAUGAUGUCUGAAGUAUACUUAGGGAGGCAAAUAUGCAACGUUGUUGCUUGUGAAGGAGUCGACCGAGUCGAACGCCACGAGACACUGGCUCAAUGGAGGAAUCGGUUCGGAACAGCCGGGUUCGCGCCGGUCCAUAUCGGCUCAAACGCAUUCAAACAGGCUAGUGUAUUGCUGGACUACUUUGCAGGCGGUGAUGGGUAUGGUGUGGAGGAAAAUGAUGGGUGUCUAAUGUUGGGGUGGCAUAGUAGGCCACUGAUCACAACCUCAGCUUGGCAACUCGCCAAGAAUAACCAAAACUCGCCAACUCGGCUCUGAGUUGGGUCGAGUCGAGUCAAGUUCGAUUUGGAGUUCGAGUCGAGAUAACUCGGGUGUAAAUCAGGGGAAACAUGACAUGAUGAUAAGAGGGUAAGGAAGAGGUGGUGAGAGUGAAAGGGCGUAAAAACGAGUUAGGUAACUCAGUGGGGGUCCACAACCUAACCACUGCCCAAAUUACAACCUAUCUUUCUCUUUCUUUUUCCUAUUUUCUGAGUCUGAUUGAUGUGCUGAGCUGGUUGUGUUAGUGCGGUUGGGACCCACCACUACUUCUCAAUUCCCAAUUCAGUAGUAGUACUGUCUUUUCUUUUCUUUUCCUUUCUCUCUCCACCUUAGAAAUUCCUCUUCUUUUUUUUUUUUCCUUAUUAUCUUUUGAUAUUUUUUCUUUUUGUUUUUCUUUUUUGUGUUUAAGGAGGGUACUUGUAAGUUUUUUCUGUGAGGGUGAAAUUUAGAGGUGAAAAAGUUGUAUUUAUAAUGGCCUUUUCCGUUCUCUUAAUAAAAAGAAGGCAACAUUUUCAAA